Messenger RNA from Dracunculus medinensis (Guinea worm), 936 nucleotides. NCBI's taxonomy places the organism in Eukaryota, Metazoa, Nematoda, Chromadorea, Rhabditida, Dracunculidae. The record is from the annotation of a GenBank genome assembly.
AUGUCAGCUACAGUAGCACAAACCGAUUUCGCUAUAAAUUUAUUGAAAUCUGCAUCAGAACAAACAGCGAUAAUUUCUCCAUUUUCUAUUGGAAUUGCUCUUGCAAUGGUUUAUACUGGCUCCGAUGGUCGAACUAAACAACAAAUGAUGGAUAUCUUGGCCAAAGGUGCAACUGAUCAAGAGCUGCACGAAUAUUUCUCUGAAAUAUUAAGCAAUUUUGCGGGAGAAACGAAGGAUUUUACUUUAACUAUAGCAAAUCGUUUAUAUGUUCAAAAAGGUUUCAACUUAAAAGAUGCUUAUAUUGAAGCGAUUAAGGAGAAGUAUUCUAGUCAGCUUUAUCCAAUAGAUUUCAAGAAAGCUGCCGAAGUUGCUAAGGAAGUGAAUAUAUUCGUUGAAGAGAAAACAAAUUCGAAAAUAAAGGAUUUAUUAAGCACGGACAACAUUAACGAUGAUACUCGCUUAUUGCUUAUCAAUGCAGUUUAUUUUAAAGGUUUAUGGCUAAAAAAUUUCAAUCCGAAACGAACACUUAUGAAAUCUUUCUAUAUUAGCGAAACAAAACAAAAUCAGGUUUCUAUGAUGCAUGCGGAAGACGAAUUUGAUUACACUGAAGAUGAUGACGUUCAAGUUCUCGGUAUACCGUAUAAAGAUUUCAAAUCUAUGAUGUAUAUUUUUUUACCAAAACAAAAAUUUGCUUUAUCCGAAAUGGAAAAAGAUGUAAAUGGCCAAUGGAUCCUUGAACAUAUAAAUAAUUGCAUUUCUACCAAAGUUAAUGUGGAAAUUCCAAAGUUCAAAUUGGAGAAAAAAUUCGAACUUGUUGAUGCGCUCUGUAAAAUGGGAAUGGUUGAUGCAUUUGAGAUGAACGCAGAUUUUUCUAAAAUCAGUGAUGCUCCUCUUUUUAUUUCGGAUGUGAUCCAUAAAGUUCUUCUCGAAGUUUGA